CAAAUGUUUCCGGGCCGACGUUGUUUUGAGUGAAAGGCUCGAGGAAAUUGCGCUUGAUUCGUGUUAUAACGACCCCCUUUUCGGCUUCAUCAUGGAGAGCACAAUGGCGGUCCCAGGUCCCAAUAAGGACAACAUCAGAGCUGGGUGCAAGAAAUGUGGAUAUCCGGGCCACUUGACCUUCGAGUGCCGGAACUUUGUCAGAGUUGACCCCCAGAAGGACAUUGUUUUGGAUGUAAGUAGCACCAGCAGCGAGGAAAGUGAAGAAGACGACGUGCCUGCAGCUCAGGGCAACGAGAAGCUGGUGCGAAGUCGAGGUUCCCGUCAUGAUGAAAAUGAUGGUAGAAAAGGGAGACACAAACGGAAGAAGAGCGGUGACAGGAAGUCCAGAAAGAGAUCUAACUCGUCGAGUGAUGAAACUACAAAGAAAAAAAAGAAACGUAGCAGUUCCCACUCGUCAGAUGCAGAGGACAGUGCGAAGAAAAAGAAAGUGAAAAGUCGGAAGAAGAAAAGCAAAAAGACCAAAAAGGAACAUGGGAAGCAGCAGAAGAAGAAACAGAAGAAGCGGAAACAAGAAUCCUCCUCCUCUUCCCUGUCUGCUUCUUCCAGCUCUGAUGGAUUGUCAGACGAUGACUGAGACUGCAGUGUCUGGAGGUCCACUGUUUAUUCUCCAGUCCAUGACAAUUUUGUUUUUCAGAGAUUGCGCCGAUAAGGUACUUCAUCAAGGAUUUAAAUGAUAAAUUAGUCAAACAAUACCGUAGAGUGCAUUAUAUACAGCAGAUGGGUUUUAUACCAUCAUGCCAGUGAUAAAAAAUGUUGGGGUGUGCUCUAAAGCAUUUUGGAAAGUAUGUUCAAAGUCAGGGAACUUAUUAUUCUGUGAUAGUAUUUCUUUGUCCUCCACUCUCCUUUUGCAUUUAACAGCGUGUGUUGCGUGCAGAGGAAUCUUUAAGAGACAUGGGGCAGACUCUUGUCAUACAAAUCACUGAAGAAUAUCCUGAAUAUCUUUUUCGUAAAAAAAUUGUACCCUAUAAUAUUUUUAGAUUGUCAAAUGUGAAUCCCAGACAUGCUUCGACAUAUUACGACUGGCCAAGGAUAACAAUCACUAAUACUCAGUGUAUUUGUUCUCUUUUUUUUUAUUGCGGACAUGUCAGUUGAACUUCUGGCUAAUUUCAGGCGACAAAAAGUCUUGCAGUUUAUAAAAGCCUAAAUGUUUAUAUUGUACUUUUGCUUGGAUGGAUUUGUAUACAAUGAAACUCCUGGAGGUAUCUGUGAGACUAUGUGGCUGCUGUUGAAGAAUGGCCAUUUAACCGCAAACACCUUGUUAAAAAACAUCUGGUCAUUUAAAAAACUCAUUCUGAUAAAUAUUGUGUGUACAUUUUGGGGUUGUCGUGAACUGAACCUCUUUAUACAGCUUUGUUUAUUUCCUAUGCGCAAUAUACUAUUCCUUCAUUUUGUCUUUCCUUUUUUAACCGUUCUUUUAUUAUAGUAAAAUAUAUAUUUGUAUCUCGA
Molecule: messenger RNA, 1506 nt
Organism: Pseudoliparis swirei
Lineage: Eukaryota; Metazoa; Chordata; Actinopteri; Perciformes; Liparidae
Gene: srek1ip1
Product: SREK1-interacting protein 1
Exons: 5
Coding region: 92-634 (180 amino acids)
Molecular function (GO): zinc ion binding; nucleic acid binding
Source: RefSeq, a predicted model, not a curated record